Microthlaspi erraticum is the source of this 366-nucleotide messenger RNA. The record is from the annotation of a GenBank genome assembly. Lineage: Eukaryota; Viridiplantae; Streptophyta; Magnoliopsida; Brassicales; Brassicaceae.
AUGGGACCUUCAAACGACGAUCUCGGCGCCGGAACAUGCGGACAGAAAAGUCGACUCGGCGCAGAUGAAAACCCCAUCAUUCAUCCCGUCAACCCGACCAGCGGUCACAAUAACCCUCCGCCGCCACCGGUUCCUGACGCAGAAGCACCCGUCACGACCGCCGCGUUUACCGCGGCCAUGCAAGCUUUUGCUGCUCAAUUUGCCGAGAUGCAAGCUCAGCAGCAAAAGUACAACGGCAAAAUCGAUUUCCUCCACAUCACCAGCGACGGACGAGUCAUCCCGACGGGACAAACCCUCUUCCAAACGCCGACAAGAAGCACCUCCGCAACAAGUUCUAAUGCCGCGACAAACGACACCAAGCUCUAA